Morone saxatilis (striped sea-bass) is the source of this 3090-nucleotide messenger RNA. Its product is annotated as circadian-associated transcriptional repressor-like. Gene Ontology annotation, biological process: circadian regulation of gene expression; negative regulation of DNA-templated transcription. The record is from RefSeq and is a predicted model, not a curated record. Gene Ontology annotation, cellular component: nucleus. Gene Ontology annotation, molecular function: RNA polymerase II cis-regulatory region sequence-specific DNA binding. Bases 1 to 1284 code for a protein of 427 amino acids. NCBI's taxonomy places the organism in Eukaryota, Metazoa, Chordata, Actinopteri, Moronidae. The transcript is spliced from 5 exons.
AUGCAGUCCCAGGGCAGCACUUCCUCUCAGCCCUCCUUCGAUUCCCUGAGCUCCAGCGACAGCCUCUUGUUCAGCGACUCGGAGCAGGCGGAGGACGACACGGAUGUCUUCCUGACCGACGGCUCUUCUUCUGUCAUCAUCGGUGGCGUGGGCGGGGCCGUGGCCAAUAGAGACAGAGGAUCGGAGAGUCCCGGGUCCCAGUGGACGUGCGAUGGCUUCACCGAUAAAGAGGAAGAGGAGGAGGCAUACAGGUCGGAGAGCAGCGGCAAGGCCGCUCACAUCAACUUGGGCGAGACGGAUCCUACGAGCCAGAUCCCGAAAUCACAGGGAGACCUGCUGUUUGCUCAAAAGUGUGCUGAGCUGCAAGGUUUUGUCAGGCCCCUGCUGGAGCUGCUGAAUGGCCUGAAGAGGGGCCGAUUCGAUCGCGGUUUGAGUACUUUCCAGCAGAGUGUUGCCAUGGAUCGAAUCCAGAGGAUUGUAGGGGUUUUGCAGAGACCUAACAGCGGGGAGAAGUACCUGAACACUCUCCUCCAGGUGGAGAUGAUGCUGAAGCUUUGGUUUCCUCAGAUCACCACUCAGCCUGUCUCUGCAGCUUCCAGCGUCGUCACAUCGCCCGCUCGAUCCCUCCAAGACACUUCUAGCUCCACCCCGCCGCACAAGCACAGGGAUCAGUUACAUAUUCCCGUCAAGAAGCGCAGACUCAGCUGGACAAGUACGGACUCCCCAGCGCCCUCCCCUGUGCUUCUCAAGUGCCCUCGUAUCAGUGCAGAAGAGAAGAGGGUGAAGCAAGAUCACGCUAAAAGGGACAGCCCUCCUCCGUCGUCGACAUCUGACGCCGACCAAAAUUCGCCAGAUGUGGCUGCUAACAGCCAGCUAAAUGAGGACACAAAGAGAAAGGACAGUGACAGCGAGAAACUAGGCAAGCCAUCGAACUACAAAGCAGGUCAAAGCUCUGAGCCAAGCCUGACGUGGGUUCACAUCGCCCCCAUCCUGUCCCCACGAAAGGCCUGCCCUUCACAUGAGGGCACAACAGUGGGAGGUCACAAUGACAACCGGCCUGUCACUGCCGUCCUUCCACCCGGCAGGCGGGGCAGUCCAGCUACACAAGACAGCUCUAUCUCUUCUACCACACCCUACAAGCACCCCAAAAAUCUGAAGAAGCCAAUCCGGUGCCAAAGCCAGCCCGUCGCUGGACAACAGAGUGAGACCAUCGAGAUCAGUCAGGAUCAAAAUCAAUCUCCUCAGCCUUUGCCCAGGCUGUGCACCACCCCCUUAGAGACCUGAUGCAUUGAACAAGCAAAGAGCCGGCAGCUCUGCUUCGUUACACCACCAGGCCAAGAGCUGCUGUUAAGAAGGAAAAAAAAGAAGAAGAAGAAGGGAAGAGGCUAAAGGCCUGUAAUUAUAGAUGCAUUAAAGAGAGGAAGUGGAGGAAAGAAUUGUGGGUGAUAUAUGUUGAAGACAAAUGAUGGAUCACACGCAACCCCUCAUCAAGACCACACUUACAACAGUUAUUUCAAACAACGGGACAUGUGUAAAUGAAUCAAAUCUAUCAAGAGUUGAUAAUCACAAUUAAAUAAUAAUCUAAACACCUGCACAAAAGGUGGAGUUGAGGGGCAUAGGAAAUCAUCUGAAGCUCAAAGGCUGAUACAGCUGAUUGAGUAAUGAUCAAUAAAAGAGAUUUGUGAGGAUUUUUCGAGGAGCAAGUAAUUGUUUCUCUUCAGCAUGAAAGCAAUCAAUAUAUUGAGAGAUGAAUGUUUCGGCAGACAUACUCCAUCUGAAAGGCUGAUUUCAAUAUUGAGAGUGAAAGCUUCCAAGGUUUAUUGUGAUGAGGUAAUUCUAGUUAGGAUUCAAACCAGAGUGAGCAACACAGGGUGAGCUGAAUUUUAUUCUAGUCUCAUGGUGGGACACAGGUUUGACCUUACAUUCACUUGUAGAUAGAAUCGAGGCAUCCGACUCGAAGAGGAAACGUGACAUUGACAUCAUUGAAAAUCAUGUAGCUAGUGAUGUGACAAAUACGGUGUACAGAACGCAGCAUUAUACUGUACAUGUGGUGCGUCAUUGGAGAUGGUGGGGGAAAAAAUGAUGUCAACAACUCACGAAUGUAAUCCAAGAACUGUCCGAGCGCUUGGCUGGCAGAUCUGCGGCAGGGCAUCGAGAGGAGUGACAUCACAGCGAUCAGAGGUCACAUAACCUCUCCUGCCGUGAUCAGAUGUCCUCGGUCCUCGAUUUGCAAACAUUAAAAUCCAGGAAGGACCAGCUGGAGGAAGAAAACAAGGACCACUCAAAAGACAUAUGACUCUCGAGUCCCAUAGUUAAUUUAUUCAUGUGUAGAUCGGACACUGCAUUUUAUUUAUUGUUUGUAUUUAUUUAUUGGGCAGCUGAAUAUCGCCCGCUGUGCACUUGCACAGUUUGGCCUACAAUUUGUUUGAGGCGAUUGGGAAGAUGCUGUUGACAGUUUGUUUGUGGUUUUUAUUGCUUAAAAAAAACAACGAAGGAAGUGAAAUCUUAAGAUUGGACUAUUGGACUACUGUGCCUUUUACCAAAUAGGAUGUGUUCAGAAAAGCAUUUGGUGCUUUCAGUGCAUUCAUACUGCGUUUUGAUUGUUUGCUUUUAUUUCACAAAACCAGUACACAUUCAAUCAUGAAAAGCCUACAUGUAGUCAUUUUUCUCUCGCUUCAGAAGUUACACACAGCAUCAAAACCAACAGUAUCAUGGACUGUCCAUCUCCUGCUUAAAAACCGGCGUCCAGCUCGUAGUAAUCUGACAUCUACAGUCAAUCCAAACUGCCUGUAUCUCCAACCUUUACACACACACCAACAGCAGUGGCUACUAUUUGUCAUGUAGUUUUAAAGUGAAGCCUUCCUUUGGGGCGUUUCUUUUGGUUCUGAUCAACAGGGGAACAGACUGAACUGCACUUACAGCUGGUUCUCUUGAAAACUUGAAAGAACAGAGAAAAUAUAAACGUAUGGGAGGAAAUAUUUAUUUGCACCACCCUCUACUGCUGCUAUUGUUCUAAUUCCAGUUCUGAUUUAGAUAUCUGAUAGGAGGCUCGCUCUUUAUUUGGAAAUCUGCUCACAAUAUUCUUCUAAA